AUGGUUCUCGAAUCCGAAUCAUACGCUCACCAUGGCGAGUCCAUCACUCCGGCUCAAUUCUCCAGUGAUGAGACCUCCUACGCCAACAGUCCCGUGCAGAAGCCUCUGAACCCCGUUGUGGACACUCCUAUCCCUAAGCUGACUCUUCGGUCCUUGACCAUGGCCCUCUUCGUCUCCAUGGGUGGCCUACUGUUUGGUUACGAUACUGGUCAGAUCUCUGGUUUCCAAGAUAUGGACAACUACUUGGAGCGUUAUGGUCAGUACAUUGACGGAUCUUGGGCCUUUACCAAUAUCCGUUCUGGUCUGAUCGUCGCUAUGCUUUCCAUCGGUACCCUGGUUGGUGCCCUGCUUGGAGCUCCCAUCGCAGACUACCUGGGCCGCAAGUGGUCUAUCACCCUUUGGAAUAUCAUCCUUAUCAUUGGACUCGUUGUCCAGAUCUCUUCUCCAUCCGGCCACUGGUACCAGAUGGUUGUCGGCCGUACCAUUACUGGUCUCGGUAUCGGUGGUUGCUCGCUUUUGGUGCCCAUGUACAUGGGUGAGAGUGCCCCCCGUCAUGUCCGAGGUGCCAUGAUUAGUUGCUACCAGCUGUUCGUCACCCUGGGUAUUCUCCUGGCAUACUGCAUUAACCUUGGUACCAACACCCUGACCGGUACUGCCCAGUGGCGUAUCACCCUUGGUCUCACCUUCCUAUUUGCCUUGGUUCUCGGUGGCGGUAUGGCCUUUUUCCCCGAGAGCCCUCGUUUUGACUUCCGUCACGGCAAGAUCGAGAGCUGUCAGAAAACCCUGGCCAGCCUUUAUGGUAUCCCGCAAAACCAUGUCCGCAUCCUCGAGGAGAUGGAUGAGAUUCGCGAGCAACUUGAGGCCGAAACCGAGGACCAGAAGUGGCAUGAGUUCAUCACUGCCCCCCGCAUGUUCUACCGUAUUGUCCUGGGUAUGGUCCUGCAGAUGUUGCAGCAGCUUACUGGCUGCAACUACUUCUUCUAUUUCGGAACAACCAUCUUCAAGGGUGCCGGUCUCUCGAACAGCUUCGUUACCCAGGUUAUUCUCGGAGCUGUAAAUUUCGUCACAACAAUUGGAUCUAUCCUCUUGGCCGAUCGCUUGGGUCGCCGCAAAGCACUCAUCUUCGGUGCUGCGUGGAUGUUUGUCUUGUUUAUGAUUUUUGCCUCCAUCGGUCAUUUCAUGCUGGACGUUGACCACCCGGAGGAAACUCCCGAGGUUGGAAAGGGUAUGAUCGUGCUCGCCUGUUUCUAUAUUGCCGGUUAUGCUAUGACCUGGGGUCCAAUGGUCUGGGCCAUUGUUGCUGAGCUCUUCCCGUCCAAGUACCGUGCCAAGGGUAUGGCUCUCGCUACCGCUUCCAAUUGGCUCUGGAACUUCCUCAUCGGUUUCUUCACUGUGUUCAUUGCAGACGAUAUUGACUUUGCCUAUGGUUACGUCUUUGCCGGCUGUAUGUUCGUUGCCACUUUUGUCAUCUUCUUCUUCGUUAUUGAAGGCAAGGGUCGCACUCUGGAGGAGCUUGACUACAUGUAUGUCCAGAAGGUUAAGCCCUGGAAGAGCAGCAGCUUUGUGGUCCCCAACCAUCUCCAGUGGGAGGACGAUUCUCCUUCUGGCAAGAAGGCGGAGCAGGAACCUACCCAUGCUGAGAACGCAUAG
Molecule: messenger RNA, 1650 nt
Organism: Penicillium odoratum
Lineage: Eukaryota; Fungi; Ascomycota; Eurotiomycetes; Eurotiales; Aspergillaceae
Product: sugar porter family MFS transporter
Exons: 1
Coding region: 1-1650 (549 amino acids)
Biological process (GO): carbohydrate transport; transmembrane transport
Cellular component (GO): plasma membrane
Molecular function (GO): carbohydrate:proton symporter activity
Source: RefSeq, a predicted model, not a curated record